This is a messenger RNA of Boeremia exigua, 875 nucleotides long. Its product is annotated as peptide methionine sulfoxide reductase MsrA. The transcript has 2 exons. The record is from RefSeq and is a predicted model, not a curated record. The coding region runs from base 88 to 678 and encodes 196 amino acids. Lineage: Eukaryota; Fungi; Ascomycota; Dothideomycetes; Pleosporales; Didymellaceae. Gene Ontology annotation, molecular function: peptide-methionine (S)-S-oxide reductase activity.
AAAUAUCGCGCCCAAAUCAUUACCGUGCCGCGAGUCGCCAAACUGAAGCUCCUCUAUCUACUUUUCCCGUUCCUCCUCUACCUCUCUAUGUCCUUUCUCACCAAGUUCUUCCGCCCAUUCACAAGCAUGUCCUCCGCACCCGCACAGCCGAUGAACAUACCCGAAGGCGCAAAGGCCGCGACCGUCGCCGCAGGAUGCUUUUGGGGCGUUGAGCACAUGUACAGGCGCGAGUUUGGCAAGAAGGGCUUGUACGAUGCGCGUGUGGGAUACAUCGGCGGCGACACAGAGAACCCGGGAUACCGCGCGGUAUGCAGUGGGCGGACAGGUCACGCCGAGGCACUCCAGGUCGUCUAUGACCCCACCAAGAUCGAAUACCGCUCGCUCCUCGAAUUCCUCUAUAAAAUGCAUGACCCCACAACCGAGAACCGCCAGGGCCCUGACGUCGGCACCCAGUACCGCAGCGCCAUCUUUUACCACGACGCCGAGCAGGAGAAGAUCGCAAAGGAGGUUACCAAGAAGGUCAACGAGCAGUGGUGGAAGGGCGCUGUUGCCACAGAGGUCUUGCCCGCGGGCCAGUGGUGGGACGCUGAGGCGUACCACCAGAAAUAUCUGGAUGUCAACCCAGGAGGCUACGAGUGCCCUAGCCAUUUCUUGAGGAGCUUUCCUCCCCUCUCAUAAGGUCGAAUAUCUAGGUACGACGGUUAAGACGACGGGAGGAUUAAGACAUUAAGUACGCGUGUCGCGUAUGAACAUGUUAUGGAGAUAGGAAGGAGCUCACAUUUCAGACAUUAUUGCUAGUUAGCAUGAACAUGUUAUUCACUCGACAUUCAGGAUCCUGGCUGCUAACACUGUGCGUACACAGAAUGUCUUUGUUA